Molecule: messenger RNA, 1090 nt
Organism: Penicillium subrubescens
Lineage: Eukaryota; Fungi; Ascomycota; Eurotiomycetes; Eurotiales; Aspergillaceae
Exons: 4
Coding region: 1-687 (228 amino acids)
Source: RefSeq, a predicted model, not a curated record
AUGCCAGUACCGUCGCUCGUAAUACCCCGCGACAACAGCAGCUCGGACGACACGAUGCUGAAAUUUGUUGAUCCGACGAAGGAAGUUAACGUGGGACUAUGGUGUCUAUUUGGCGGUGCCUCGGUGUUCCUGGGCCUGCGGAUCUGGGUGAAGUUCACCAGAUUACAGGGGCUCUGGUACGAUGAUUACAUUCUCGUAGCAUCAUGGGUGGUCCUCUUAGUGAACGAUAUCCUGAUAUGCUGGGAAUACGCAAAUGGAUAUGUCAGCCAGACCGGCGAGUGGGACAAACACAUGCACAUCAUCAUCAAUAUCACGUCGUGCGGCACGCUUAUCGGGCAGGCAUGGUCCAAGACGGCCUUUGGCGUUACACUGCUACGCAUAAGCAAUAAAUGGCAGAAGUACGUCCUGUGGUUUUGCAUAGCCACUAUGAAUAUCUUCAUGAUCCUCAAGUGUAUCCUCCAAUGGGCGAAGGUCUGCGAUGGCGCAGACGAUUAUCAGGCGUCGUAUCGGCUCAAAUUCUGCAUUUAUAAAAAACUCCGGAACGAUGUUAAGGAGGGAGGCCAGGUUUAUAACGUCAUUAUGGACUUUGUUUUCGCGCUGUUUCCGUGGAUGAUCGUAUGGAAUCUCAAAAUGAGGAGGAAUGAAAAAAUCGCUCUCUGCGCCACGUUGAGCUUAGGAGCUAUGUGAGUUCAGACGUCCCGGACUUGCAGCGAAGUCGCUCUCAGUGAAGGGUAGUUCACUAAGACCAUUCCAGAAUUGCGGUUCUUACAGCUGUAAGAACGGCCUGGAAGAACGAAUCGAACACCCACGAUGCUUGGUAUUACUGGAAUAACGGAAUAUCUAACAUUUGGUACUCAUCUGAAGUGGCCGGGACGAUCUUGGUGCAAUGUAUUCCUAUCUUACGGCCCUUCCUGCGCGAGGUACACACCUCCCUCACUCCAAGGGAACGAGAAUACCAUGAGAAUGGCCGAUAUAAUAUAUUUCGAAGCACAGGGUAUAGCUGCGAAAUAUCGGGGAGGCGCCACUCUUAUGGCAGCUAUAGGAACGUUUUGGUUGGCGACAAAGGCCACGAAUUUAUCAAGCUACAGAG